Molecule: messenger RNA, 1585 nt
Organism: Odontomachus brunneus
Lineage: Eukaryota; Metazoa; Arthropoda; Insecta; Hymenoptera; Formicidae
Exons: 4
Coding region: 292-720 (142 amino acids)
Source: RefSeq, a predicted model, not a curated record
UCCCUCUCCUCUCUCUCUCUCCCGGUUUCCUUUUCAUCUUCCUUCGUCUCUCGCCAUGUCUCCCUCCCUGCAGUUGGUGCACUCGCAUUUUUUACACGUUUCAGCAAACACUGUUUGUAAUGAUCGUUCACCGCCGAGUGAGACCCCAACGCAUGGGCUUCAAUUAAUUCUCAGUAAAGUAAUUGGCUUUCGCAUCAUUAGAACAUGGCUUAAUUAUUGUUAAAUGUUCAUCGAACGAUAAAUAUACUGUGUAAUAAGAAGAAGAAGACUUUAAUUUGAAGAAAUUGGAGGAUGUCAUGCCGCAGCCAAAAACGAGGAGGAAAAUUUAAGUGCAUCUGUGACGCAGCAGACAUAACAAAAUUAAAAAAUAAUUUCGGAAUCCCUGCAACAUAUAAACCCAAGUGUUUCGCCGUUGUUACGUUAAUUCGAUACAACAAAGGAACUACAAAGUUUUGGGUGCCCUCGGCAAAAACUCUGUCGAAAAUAGCGUUGGACUAUAUAAUGCAAAGGGAAGGAAAAGAAAAGAAGAUCCGUUUCCCCAAGGACUUCGUUAAGAAAACACACGAAUACCAAGAGCUCGGAAAGGGGACCGGCGAAUGUGCCGAUGAGAAACGAAGGGUAGGAUUUCAAAUCUGUACCCUUGCACGAGCAAAAGCAAUUGGUCCUAGACGAGACGAGAGGAGAGCAGUGGGGAUUGGCCACGCACGUAAAUGGGUAUAGUUGUAACGGCUACAAUGUUACAGCCAACCGUGCGGUCGCAACGGAGUGUGAGCAAAUUUCAUAGCAUGGGCGAGAACCACAGCCGCAAUAAAAGACGAGCGCAUGCACGAACGUGGUCGUAUACUGGAAGACCAAUGGCGACGCGUACGAACGCGCGACAGUGAGUCGAAAAGAGGUAAGCUGUGUGGGUGCGUGUGUAUGUGGAAGAUGUGCACACGACAUAGAGCAGAUAAACGUGUGGACGACAUGUGAAAACGUUGCAGCGACUGCACCAGCUACUGCGGCAACGCUGCGGUUCAGUUUAUUCAUGCCCGGCAAAAUAUUUCAUGCAAGUCUGUGAGGAAGUUUUCGUUGGAUUAUGCACGGCGGGACAUCGUACCGGCUAAAAUUGUCCAACUAUCAAAAGUCAGCCGGGCCGCUGCGCGGCCCGACGGCCGCGUGGUGUUCGUAUUACCGAACAAAGUGGUAAUUUAUAAUUUCGGCUACGUCAGGUUUGCAUUUCGAUUGUCUUAACUCUGUGCGGCGGUGUUAUUUCUCCCGGUCACGACACCGCUCGCAUGUUAGAUCUUAUCAGAGACAUGCAAUUCUGUUUUAAAGCAUUAUCCUGUAAUUUAUUAUACUGAUUUCGUCCUCAAAGAGAGAAGAAUAAAUAAUCAGCUAAAGUACCCUAACCUAGCACAGCGAAGCAUAAAUAUUUUUCAGGGUUGCAUACACUGACGCGCUGCAAUAACGUACAUCCAAGCAGCAAUUAUUAAAAGAUGAAAUAUUUAUAUGUAUUUCUUAGAAAUUUAAUUAAAAUUAUGUUAUUAAUGGUAUAAUACAGAACAAAAUUUAAAGUCAGAGAUCACAUAUUGUGACCUCGAAU